AUGACGGAUGUUAAAGCUCCUAUUGACUGCAUGCUGGGAGAUCUUACAAUGAUGGUAUUAAAAGCAGUGUUACUACUAUUAAUAGUCAUUAAAGAGUACAAAAUCAUGAAUGACGAAAUUGAUGCUAUCGCUAAGGUUAUUUUUGGCUUUCGAGGAGUUGAAAUCAAAUUGAUAACACAAGAUGAUGGGUACUUUUUUGAAACAUUAAAUUCCAUAAGUGAAUUGGAGACGAAUCAGAGUAGAAAAAGAUGCCGAGAGGCAACGAAUGAGAAAUUAGAUGGAUGUGUAACGAAGUGGUUCAAACAAGCUCGCGAUAAGAAGAUCCCCGUCAGUGGCCCAAUACUUCAGAUGAAAGCUCAAGAGUUCGUUAGCGUUUGGAUUGUUCUAACUUCAAGGCGAUUAAUGGUUGGUUGCAGAAGUUCAAACAUCGUCACGACAUUAUCGCGAAGAAAAUGUGUGGGGAAAAAGCAGCUGUCGAUAUGUGUUGACUCCAAGGACAUCUUUAACGCUGACGAAACGACUCUUUUUUAUGGAGGUUUGCCGAAUAAAACGUUAGCUUUCAAGGGAGAAGAUUGUCGCAGUAGCAAGCUAAGUGGAGUUCGCAUCAUCGUUCUUGUUGGAGCUAAUUCUCAUGGAAUUGUGAAGCUUCCGCUUCUAACGAUUGGGAAAUCUGCCAAUCCGCGAUGUUUUAAGAACGUUAAAACGAAGCCAUGCGAGUAUGAGUCUAACAAUAAGGCAUGGAUGACUCGCGAUAUUUUUGAGAAGUGGCUCCUCAAUCCCAAAACUAAGGAAUAUCGACGUAGUAUUUCUACCGCAAAACCAAAGUUUUGCAAGCUUUAA
Messenger RNA from Belonocnema kinseyi, 840 nucleotides. RefSeq names its product tigger transposable element-derived protein 4-like. Gene Ontology annotation, molecular function: DNA binding. Gene Ontology annotation, cellular component: nucleus. Lineage: Eukaryota; Metazoa; Arthropoda; Insecta; Hymenoptera; Cynipidae. The transcript has 3 exons. The record is from RefSeq and is a predicted model, not a curated record. Bases 1 to 840 code for a protein of 279 amino acids.